Messenger RNA from Gossypium raimondii (Peruvian cotton), 1431 nucleotides. RefSeq names its product probable RNA 3'-terminal phosphate cyclase-like protein. Gene Ontology annotation, biological process: ribosome biogenesis; endonucleolytic cleavage of tricistronic rRNA transcript (SSU-rRNA, 5.8S rRNA, LSU-rRNA). The record is from RefSeq and is a predicted model, not a curated record. Bases 125 to 1261 code for a protein of 378 amino acids. Lineage: Eukaryota; Viridiplantae; Streptophyta; Magnoliopsida; Malvales; Malvaceae. The transcript is spliced from 6 exons. Gene Ontology annotation, molecular function: RNA endonuclease activity. Gene Ontology annotation, cellular component: nucleolus.
UGAAAAUAUUAAAUAGGAACAGAACCCUUCAAUCUCUUGUUUCCGGGCAAAAUCUUUUCGGUUCAACUCAAACCUUCGUCUUGUCUCCCUCUCUACAGAGCAACGUGAAGAAGAAGGGAAAAGAAUGGGGAAAAUAACGUAUAAGAGACUGAAGGGAAGUCAAAACAUGAGGCAAAGGCUACUCUUAGCAACAUUAAAAUCAACUCCGGUUCUCAUAGAAGACAUCCACGCCGACGACACCUUACCUGGUCUCCGACCGCACGAGAUUUCCCUCCUUCGUCUCUUUGAAAAGCUCACCGAUGACUGCCUAAUUGAAAUCAAUGAAACUGGUACAAAAUUGAAGUACAAGCCUGGGAUUAUAGUUGGAGGGAGUCAUCUGGUGCAUGAUUGUGGUGUUAGUAGAGCAAUUGGGUAUUUUUUGGAGCCUUUGAUCUUGCUUGGUUUAUUUGCUAGGAAAACCUUAGUUAUAAUCCUCAAAGGGAUUACAAAUGAUUCUAAGGACCCAUCUGUCGAUACUUUCCGUUCCACCACCUUUCCCUUGUUGAAGCGUUUUGGGGUUCCUUCAGAAGGAUUAAAGUUGGAAAUAAAGAGUCGGGGAGUCUCACCUCAUGGUGGUGGUGAAGUUCAUUUGACAAUUCCUACUGUUCAGCACCUAACAGCAACCAUGUGGACUGACGAAGGAAUGGUUAAGAGAAUUAGAGGGGAAGCUUUCACUACCAGAGUGAGCGUUCAGCUUGGAAAUGAGAUGAUAUAUGCGGCUCGUGGAAUUUUUAAUCGUUUGCUUCCUGAUGUUUACAUCGCUAGUGAUUAUAGAAAACGCUCAGAGGCUGGAAACUCGUCUGGAUAUGGAAUUUCACUAGUUGCUGAAACUACUUCUGGUUGCUGCAUCUCUGCGGAUACUACAGUUUCUUAUCCACGAGGGGAUGAAGAAGAAGAUAUUGAAGGUGAGGAGAAAAAAGAGUUGAUACCUGCAGCUGAUGUUGGUGAGAAACUGGCUUCUGUUCUUCUUGAAGAGAUUGAGAAAGGUGGAGUGGUGGAUUCAACUCACCAGGGUUUGUUAUUCCUUCUUUGCGCGCUUUGUGUGAAUGAUGUUUCAAAGGUUCGAGUGGGAAAGCUCUCUCCAUAUGGAAUAGAAACACUGAGAGAAAUCAGAGAUUUUCUAGAUGUUCAAUUUGUGAUAAAGCCAGAUCCAUCGACAGGGACGGUAAUCCUUAAAUGUUGGGGUUCCGGGAUGAAGAACCUGUCCAGAAAGACGACCUAAUGGCAUUGUGUAGCAUUGUAUCGCAGAGAGCUAUGAGUAGAUUGAUGGCAAAUUAUUUACUAGAUGACAUUGAGCUAGUAAAUUUAAGGACAUUUAUUUGUAACAAAAUUUUGUAAUGGUAAUUGAUUUUGAAAAAAGGCACCACGCAAAUAAUAUUCUCUUCAUCCAAA